AUGGAAAAGCUCGAAGAUCGUGUGUUCCUUGUCACGGGGGCCACCUCUGGCAUCGGCGAGUUCACAGCCGAGCUGCUUGCGAAGGAGCGCUGUACGCUCAUUGUGCACGGGCGUGAUCCAGCCAAGGUCGAAUCCUUGGUCAAGUCCUUGCAGAAGUUUGGUGCCAAAGUCCAUGGAUUUGUGGCCGACCUGAGUCUGACAUCUGAGGUUCGGAGGCUUGGUGAAGAUGUGUCGAAGCAGUUUCCAGUGAUUCACGGCUUGCUCAACAACGCAGGUACCUUCGCAGGGGACUACACAGGCAAGCGAAAGGUGACGCCUGAAGGCAAUGAAUACUCGCUGGCAGUCAACGUACUGGCGCCAUUUUUGCUCACGUCGCUGCUUCUGGAAAACGUCCGCGCGUCCGGCGCAGGCCGCGUCCUCAUCACUUCGUCUAUCUCAGCCGGCUCAACGGAUGCCUUGUCGGACCUACAAUGUGAGAAGCACUGGUCGGACCACAGAGCGUACGAGCUAAGCAAGCUUUGUGCCGCGUGUCUGCAGAGUCGCCGGGAUUUCAGGGACGUCCGGAGUUCCGAAUGA
Messenger RNA from Symbiodinium natans, 576 nucleotides. The record is from the annotation of a GenBank genome assembly. Lineage: Eukaryota; Dinophyceae; Suessiales; Symbiodiniaceae.